AUGGCACCCACACAACCCUCCGACGCCGAAUUCCCCUGCUCAUUAACGAUAUCUCUCCCCCUCCCAACCCACCGCCUCGCCUCCUCCGCCCAGCGCGCCCUCGAAGUCGACACCGAACUGUCCCCUUUCGUGCGCCGCAGCUUCGCCCUCACAGCUCCACCCGCCGACCACCCGCAGGAGAAGAAACAGAAGCAGGAUCCUCAGGAGGCGAAGACGGUGCUGAAGACUACGUACCGCGCUACGACGAACCGCAUGCUGCGCGUCGCGGUCAACGGGUUUAUGGAGAGUUUGGGGGUUGUGCUUGGCGUGAUGGCUGAAUUGGAUGUUGAUGUCUUAAAGGCUGAGGCGGAGAUUGAGGGGUGA
Messenger RNA from Penicillium lagena, 363 nucleotides. RefSeq names its product CTAG/PCC1 family protein. Lineage: Eukaryota; Fungi; Ascomycota; Eurotiomycetes; Eurotiales; Aspergillaceae. Gene Ontology annotation, cellular component: EKC/KEOPS complex. The coding region runs from base 1 to 363 and encodes 120 amino acids. The record is from RefSeq and is a predicted model, not a curated record. The transcript is spliced from 2 exons.